This is a messenger RNA of Bursaphelenchus xylophilus (pine wood nematode), 683 nucleotides long. The record is from the annotation of a GenBank genome assembly. Lineage: Eukaryota; Metazoa; Nematoda; Chromadorea; Rhabditida; Aphelenchoididae.
AUGGCUUCUCUGGAUGAGCGCUUUGAGGCGGCCGUAAAGAUCGUUCAAAACUUGCCAAAGAACGGGCCCGUCUCCACCACCAACGAUCAAAAGCUCGAGUUUUAUUCUUUGUUCAAGCAGGCGACCAUUGGGGAUGUGAACACGGAACGGCCGGGCUUCUUCAGCUUGGUCGAGAAGGCCAAAUGGUAGGAAUUAUUUGUUUAUUUUCAAGAAUUAUAGUUUGUUGUUCUAAUUCUGGGUGUUCGCUAAUCGGAAUAUAAUACUUGUGCGUUAGUAAUUCGCGAGACCAAUCGUAGAAAAAGCGCCGAAUCUUGAUUGUGGGAAAAGAUAACAAGUUUUUUGAGGCGACAGAGAAAGUCAAACUUUUAGAAAGAGAGAAAUUGCGCAACGUUACGUAAUAUUGUGCAACAACUGCUAGCAGUCAGGAUUCGGUGAUUUUUUUGCGAUUCGUCGCGCGAAUUACUAACGCACACGCCUUACAUGUUGAUUAUAAAAUAUUCAGGGAUGCGUGGAAGGCGAGAGAAGGGCUUUCUAAAGAAGAUGCCAAGGAGAAAUACAUCGAGGUUCUUCUGUUGAUGUUUGAUAAGAUCGGGGAGGUGGUUAAUAUCAAGGAAUGGGUCAAUGGACCUGAUCUCGACCCCUCAGUCAAGGACAAUCUUAUUAUCCUCGGAAAGGACCUAUAA